Molecule: messenger RNA, 2175 nt
Organism: Microthlaspi erraticum
Lineage: Eukaryota; Viridiplantae; Streptophyta; Magnoliopsida; Brassicales; Brassicaceae
Source: the annotation of a GenBank genome assembly
AUGGAAGAAAGCAACAACUCGGGCGUGGUGGAAUUCCCUGACAACUUUAUGGACCAACUCUUGUGGGAGGAGUGUUGGGAAGAAGAGGGGGCGUUAAGAGAUAAAGAGGAGGCAUCACCAUCAUCGUUGUUAGGGUUGAAGGAGAGGGUGGCUUGCGCCAUGGGGCACCUGCGAGAGAUGAUGGGGGAAAAGGAGUUGUUGAUUCAGCUGUGGGUACCGGUUGAGAGAGGGAGCAGAAGAGUGUUGAGCACGGAGGAGCAGCCUUACUCCCUAGACCCUUUGUCUCAGAGACAGAGACAGAGCAAGAACCUGGCCCUCUACAGGGACGUCUCAGCGGGAUACAGCUUUGCAGCAGAGGCUGGGUCGGAACAGCUGGUGGGGCUGCCUGGGCGUGUGUUUAUGAGGAGGAUGCCUGAGUGGACACCAGACGUUCGCUUCUUCAAGAGUGAGGAGUACCAUCGCAUCGGAUACGCACGAAGGUACCAGGUUCGAGCCUCCCUCGCUCUCCCACUCUUCCAAGGACCUCGUGGAAACUGCGUGGGCGUGAUGGAAAUGGUCACCACUCACCACAGCUUCUUGGAGUAUGCUUCCCAACUUCACAACAUCUCCCAGGCCCUUCAGGCCUUUGAUCUCCGGACUUCAGAAACCUCCAUCGUUACACCCUCUCUCAAGCCCCACGCCGACGACGACCUUCACGCAGAGGUGGCCUCGAUCCUCCAGGGCUUUUGUACCUCAAACGGGCUCCCUCUAGCUAUUACGUGGGGCCACCAAGAGUCGUGCCUUUCUGCUCUUGUCUCCGCCUCUUACGCUGCUGACCAGGACAGCCGCUGCUUCCUGUCCGCCUGCUCAGAGCACCAUCUACUCCCCGGCGAAGGAAUCGCUGGAACAGCUUUUGCUUCCAAGAAACAGUGUUUCGCAACAGAUGUGGCCAUCCUCAGCAAGUGGAGCUACCCUCUCUCCCACUACGCCAGAAUGUUCGACCUCCACGCUGCUCUCGCCGUCCCUCUCCUGACCAGACGCAACCGCACCGUCCAAUUCGUUCUCGAGUUCUUCUUCCCCAGAGACUGUCUUGACACCCACACUCAGAGGCUAACCCUCGCCUCCCAACUCAGCCUACGCUUCCAGAGCUCACCACAUCUAAUGGUAGACGACGACCAACUUGCGGACACAGCCACGCCCCUGACUAGCGGGUCAGCAGAACAACUUGUAGCAGAGGAGUCACCAUGGAUAUCAUCAAGUAAGGCGCCGGAGGCCAAUGAUCACAAGGGCAAACAAGUGUCGUCGGUUUCUUGGGAGUAUCAGAGAGAAGCUUCUUUCUCUUCUUCUUUGGAGACUAGAAAGCGCAAAACAAAGGCUGAAAAGGAUAUCACUUUGGAGGUUCUAAGACAACACUUUGCUGGCAGCCUCAAGGACGCCGCUAAAAACAUUGGUGUAUGUCCUACGACCUUGAAGAGGAUCUGCAGACACCACGGAAUCUCAAGGUGGCCAUCGAGGAAGAUCAAGAAAGUGGGACAUUCUCUUCGGAAACUGCAGGUGGUGAUGGACUCUGUCCAAGGAGUUGAAGGCUCUCUCCAUCUUGCCUCCUUCUACUCAAGCUUCCCUCAACUUCAAUCUUCUUCUUCUUUUCCUUUGCUUAAUCCAAUCCAGACUGUUCACGUGCCUCCAAAGUCAUCGCCUUCCUCAUCUGGCAGCCAAAGCUCGUCAGGUUCGAGCACCUGUUGCUCCUCUGAAGAGCAACAACUUGGUGGCUUCCACAAACCAGCUCUCAGCCAUCCUCAGCUGCUAUCUCUAAGCAGAAGCAACCUGCAGGAGGAGGAGCAGAGGGCAGUUCGUGUGACCUCAUCCCUACCCCCACUGCCAUCCGCAACAGCUCCAAGGAAAGCAAAAGAUGGGAUGAAAGUGAAGGCUAUGUUUGGAGAUUCAAAGAUGAGGAUGAGCCUCCAGCCCCACUCGCGGCUCAUAGACCUCAGAAGAGAGAUCGCAAAGCGGUUUGGGAUGGACAAUGUUUUGACAAAUAACUUCAGUCUCAAGUAUCUGGACGACGAUCAAGAAUGGGUUCUCUUGACGUGUGAUGCUGAUCUUGUGGAGUGCAUACAAGUCUACAAGUCCUCCCUUAAAGAGACUAUCAGAAUAUUGGUUCAUCAUCCUCUCUCUCUUCCUUCCUUUGAUUCUUGA